AUGUUUCCUGCUAGUAGAAGUAUAACGAUAUCGUCCAAUGUGACAUUGAACCUGGUUCGUACCUUAGCUCGUGUGAGGUACGCCUACCCAAGAGGUUAUACCCCAGAGGUUGACCCAAAGACACACAAAAAGAAGGACCAUCGUACUUGGUUCAGAAGACAUUUAAAGGCCUGGUUAGGACCUAUGAACAUAAGGGGAGAAUAUUACCAGAAUAAGUACUACUACCCUCCUCAAGAACACAAGCCUAAGUAUAUCGACCAAACCGGCGUUACCUUGGUGACCGGUCACCAAACGAAAGGUGGUGACGACGCUAAGGCUGGUGGAGCUAGGGGCCGUUUUGCUAGUGACUUCUCUGGUAAUGCACAGUUUCAACCAUUCCCAGAAAAUCCUGCAUGCAGGACCAACUUGAUGAUUUCCAAUGAGUUAAAGGAAAAGAUUCAAGAGGAGUUAUCAGUCAAUGGACUACACCCACAACAAGUGGCACAUAAAUAUGGUAUUAAGAUUCCAAGAGUUGAAGCCAUAUCCAAAUUGCAAGAAAUACAAAAGCAAUGGCAAGAACAAAAUAAAAUAACACCAGAGUUAGAAAAUUUUGGCAAGGUUAUGUACAAAUUGUUCCCAUUAUAUGAACCACCCGUAAAUGCCGAAAAUUUGACAGAAAUCCCUACACCAUCGAAAACUUUGCACCAAAGAUUCUUGACAAUUUCUGAAUCUGAGCCUUUUGGACCAGUUGAUGCGGCUAAAUUGUUUGAUUUGGAACCUGCUCAACAAACCUUGGACAAUUUGACUGAAAUUGAAGAAGCUGGAGGAGAUUCCUCCAAAUUAAGUAAAGUAAAGCAAAACAAAGUCUUGGUUGGUGCUCAAAAGAAGGAUGAUAGAACAUUCUUCAAGUUCACCCACUCUAAGGUCGGAGAAGUUGGUCAUAGAUAUGGUGCAGGAAUAAGGGACACCAAGAAAGACAGAAGAAUCGGAUUCAACGCCGAAGGUAAAAUGGUGAAUAUGUAA
Dujonia railenensis is the source of this 1002-nucleotide messenger RNA. Lineage: Eukaryota; Fungi; Ascomycota; Pichiomycetes; Serinales; Debaryomycetaceae. The record is from the annotation of a GenBank genome assembly.